This is a messenger RNA of Morone saxatilis (striped sea-bass), 1483 nucleotides long. It is a transcript of the gene xaf1, whose product is annotated as XIAP associated factor 1. The coding region runs from base 283 to 1077 and encodes 264 amino acids. The transcript is spliced from 7 exons. Gene Ontology annotation, molecular function: zinc ion binding. NCBI's taxonomy places the organism in Eukaryota, Metazoa, Chordata, Actinopteri, Moronidae. The record is from RefSeq and is a predicted model, not a curated record.
CUGCUGCCCUUCAUAAAAACUGGGUCCCGCAGUGUUCCUGUGUUAUGUGAUGUGAUAUUGAGAUGUCCACAGUUGGGUGUUAGGUGUUAACAGAGACUAAAGUAGACUAAAGCCCACUAACACCCUUAGAUCACACAUUAGGAUAUCUUUGCGCCACCUUUUGGCAGAUGUGCGGAACAACAACAUGUGCUGGUUCAGAUAAUUUCACUUUCUGUUCCGCUGAACUGAGACGAAACUCCAGAUCGAUUUUCUGCCAGUGAAUCAUCAUUCAGUUUUUUGGCGAUGGACAAGAAAGAAGCAACGCGAACCUGCGGCCAAUGCCACAAAGAGGUUGCAGAUGCCAACUUCGCUCUGCACGAAACCCACUGCAGCCGCUUCCUGUGUCUCUGUCCUGACUGUGAUGAAUCAGUUCCCAGAGAGCAACUGGACCAGCACCGAGAGGAACAACACACCCAGGUGAGAUGCUCCAAGUGUAACCAGAAGAUGCAACGCUGUUACCUUGCAGAUCAUGAGUCUGAUGAGUGUGUGGAGCGUCUGCAGAGCUGUAAGUUCUGCGAGCUGGAGAUGCCGUGGAAGGGUCUGGAUGAACACUGUCUGGUCUGCGGGAGUCGCACCGAGCUGUGCAGGGACUGCGGCCGCUACGUCACGCUGAGGGACCUGCCCGAGCACGGCUUGACCUGCUCAGAUACUGACAAUGGCUCCCGUCCUCCUCAAACUACCAGCAAACUACCAGCAAACAACACAAAAAUAACAGUGAUGUGUAACAGAUGCAUGGCGUCGUUUCCAGCUGAACAAAUAAACGAACAUGAGCUGGACUGUGUUCCAGAAACCAGGUCUGACGAUGAAGAGGAUGAGCCAGAGAAGGAAGAAUGGGAGCAUGAGGGUGAUUUCUCCACUCCCUGGCUAAGUAGAACCUACAAGUCAACCACCCUGCUAGACAGAGCCAGCAAUGGUCCCUGGGGUGAUGGAGGUGACCCAGACCAGAUCAGCACCUGCCCCCACUGUCAUCUGGCCCUGCCCCUCCGCACACUAAGUUGGCAUAAGUUGAAGUGCCAAAUCCACAUUGUCCUGAAAUAAAGAGAGAGAUCCUCCGAAUGGAAGAGCUGCUUCAGAGAUCAAUGUGUCAUUAGCAAAGAGACGGAAGAAACAUAUCUGGGAUGUUGAAAUGUAAUUGUAUUAUUUAGCUUUAUUUAGCUUUUUUAUACUUAAAUGAAGGUUUACAUUUUCUUUUUAGUUUUAGUUAGUGUGUGCAUGACUGGGGAGGAAAUGCUCUAUCUAAGUAAAGGUGACACUCGUGAUGGCUUUGUAAUGUUUUCUUUGUUAGAUACCAACACCGCUACUGAACUGAAAUGCUAAUUGCUUCUGUCUAAACCAGAGAAAACUUUAGAUGUUUGGAGUCAGAAACAUCAUGUUGAUCAAUUUCCACAGAAUCGGAUUAAAGUCUGUUAAAUUCUCCAUUAACAUUAAAGGUUUACAUGUCGAA